CGUCUCCUGCCCUCUUCUUUCAGAUGGGGCAUCCUCUUCUCCCACCCUCGGGACUUCACUCCCGUCUGCACCACGGAGCUUGGCCAGGCUGCGAAGCUAGCGCAGGAGUUCAGCAAGCGCAAUGUGAAGAUGAUCGCCCUCUCCAUUGACAGCGUCAAAGACCACCUCUCCUGGAGCAAGGACAUCAAUGCUUACAAUGGGGACCAGCCCGAGGAGAAACUCCCCUUCCCCAUCAUUGCUGAUGCGAAUCGAGAGCUCGCUGUCAAGCUGGGCAUGCUGGACCCAGACGAGCGAGACAAGGAUGGCAUACCCCUGACUGCCCGUGUGGUGUUCGUUUUUGGCCCGGAUAAGAAGCUGAAACUCUCCAUCCUCUACCCAGCCACCACUGGGAGAAACUUUGAUGAGAUCCUGAGAGUGGUGGACUCCCUGCAGCUGACUGCUUACAAGAAGGUCGCUACCCCUGUGAACUGGAAGCCUGGUGACAGCGUCAUGGUCGUGCCUACCUUACCUGAUGACGAAGCUAAGAAGCUGUUUCCCAAAGGAGUCUUCACCAAGGACCUCCCAUCGGGCAAGAAGUACCUGCGUUACACGCCACAGCCAGAGUGAGCGGGUCCGCCCGGCCACCACGCAGGUCGUUCGGCGCUGGGACCCUUCCCUGGGUGUGACACCUGGAGCCAGCCAUGCCCAGCAGGCAGGAGCCUCCCUGACGCCAUACGAUCAGCAGCCUCGUAGUUUCACACUGGUGUUAAAUCCCAAUACUAAACCAAUCCUCCACAUCCCCUUUGUCCCCCACGUCUUCUCAAAUUAAAACCCUGGGUGUUUUCUUGCCUUGACUCAGCCCAGCAAGGAAGAGGUCAGCAGGCUCGCGGGAGCUCCUGGGCCCACGCUGUGGAGUCGCUUCUGUUCGGCACUGGCCAUGCUUGUCCCAGAGGCAUGGCAUGAAGUGUGGUGUCAGCAGCCAGGCCUCGGAGGGGUUGCCUGCUGGGCUCCCGUGUCUCCGAUCAGGUAGCUUAGAGGACUCCAAACUGCUGCAUGCCUUUAGGAGCAGCCAUCACUCACUCAUUAACACCUUAAUUUGUUCCCAUGCAUUGGGGAGGAGCUGCAGAGCCAAAUUUUCUCACUUCUUACUGCUUUCUCAUCUCUUGCUGAAAGUUGACUGAUGUUUUCAGCUUUUCUGGAAGAGGCAAUAGCGCAAAUAAAGCACUCUUCAGUACUA
Messenger RNA from Struthio camelus australis, 1216 nucleotides. NCBI's taxonomy places the organism in Eukaryota, Metazoa, Chordata, Aves, Struthioniformes, Struthionidae. The record is from RefSeq and is a predicted model, not a curated record.